AUGAUGAAACAAGAGUCAUCGCACUUUUUGGGUAGAUUAGAGGAGUUUAAUCGCCCUAGGCGAUUCAAAAUUGAGGGUAGAAGUGUGGCUGUUUGGUUACACAAGGGUAAUGUGUAUGCGCUGGAUGCCAACUGCUACCAUUCAUCGGGGCACUUGGAAAAGCACGUGGAAGACAUUGAAGAUAUUCAAGAUGAGCCCUGUAUCAGAUGUCCCAUACACAAGUAUGUGAUAUCUCUCAAGACGGGACAUUCAUUUUAUCAGCCAGUGCAAAUAUGCAAAGAUGGCAACAAGGUAAACAUAAAUAAACUUGAUUGGAAGUCCAAGGGUUACAAGCAGAGGACGCACAGGGCCUACAUAAAAGAUGGGAAUGUAUAUUUGACGCUCAACAAAGAUAGUCAUGCAGUAGAAUCAGACAUAUACAAUAACUAA
Messenger RNA from Babesia microti strain RI, 429 nucleotides. Its product is annotated as Rieske domain-containing protein. The record is from RefSeq and is a predicted model, not a curated record. The transcript has 7 exons. Lineage: Eukaryota; Apicomplexa; Aconoidasida; Piroplasmida; Babesiidae. Gene Ontology annotation, molecular function: 2 iron, 2 sulfur cluster binding. Bases 1 to 429 code for a protein of 142 amino acids.